Messenger RNA from Colletotrichum aenigma, 2088 nucleotides. RefSeq lists its product as uncharacterized. Gene Ontology annotation, molecular function: transmembrane transporter activity. The record is from RefSeq and is a predicted model, not a curated record. Gene Ontology annotation, biological process: transmembrane transport. NCBI's taxonomy places the organism in Eukaryota, Fungi, Ascomycota, Sordariomycetes, Glomerellales, Glomerellaceae. Bases 1 to 2088 code for a protein of 695 amino acids. Gene Ontology annotation, cellular component: membrane. The transcript is spliced from 8 exons.
AUGUCGGAUACAGAGAGCACGCCUUUACUGCAGAAUGAUUCAAAACCAUCCAGGACGAGAGCCGUGUUCUCCUCAGCCAACAUAUACCGUAAUAUUCUGUAUGUUUUCCGUCUGAUGGAAUGUGAAGAAUUCUACGGACACCACGACACUGGCGAUUUGCUAGGCGACCGUUGCAGUCGCAGCGAGAUCGACGCAGGUACCGCGACGCAAGUCUCUAUUCUUGGCCUUUCGACGAUGUUCUGCAGUGUGUUCAACCUUUUCUACGCUGGUUGGCAGAUGAUGAACUGGGAGCCAAAAGUUGCACUCGUCCUGCAGACUGCGUUUCCUGCUUUGCGGGUUGGAAUUCAGGUCGUCGGAGUCUCAGUCGGCACCAGGAAUGGAAUUAUCAUCGUUCAGUGUAGUCAACUGAUUAGCCUUAUUGGGGGAAUGUCCGGAUAUCUGCUCGUACUCGACACAAUCACAGGCGAGAUUGCUCCUCCCACUAGACGGACCGCUAUGUUCGGCAUGCUCCAGGGCAGCGUCAUGUUGGGAACAUCGAUCGGAUAUCUCCUUGGAGAUGUUGUUGGCGACAGCUGGGGUAUUAUACGACCCUUUGAAAUUGCAACCAUCUUAUUCGCAUCGUCAAGCUUGUACUCGGCCAUGUUUAUCCCAUACAUCGACCGCAGAACACCUGGUAUUGCUGGUGGCGCAUCUACCAAGCGACAAGGGUGGAGCAGAUGGCUUGGAGUUUUGAGAGUUCUUGCCCCAAAAAGAUUUCGACUGAAGGAUGGAAGAUCUAUCAAACACCAUGGUAUCGCAUUUCUGGCUUUGGGCGUCUUCCUGGGUGUCUUGGCAACUGGCUAUGCGCCGAUUCUCAUCCAGCUCUACUCCACCGCGGCUUUCAACUUCUUGCCCACGGAAAACAGCUAUCUGAUGGCGUCCAACUCGCUCAUACGCGGUGUUUUUCUUAUUCUCAUAUUUCCUAGAAUCAUCGAUUCCAGGCGAAAGUGGUACACCGAGCGGUUCGAAAAGGAACUCCCGAGUGAAGUCUUCAGAGCUCAAGUCCUAGCGGAAACAGAAGCAAGUGUCACGGCGGACAUGCACCCCAAACCAAAUAACUUGAGUGAAGCAACUGUCUUCCAAAGCGUUCCUGGUCAUGAGUUUGACAUUUCUUUCUUGCGAUGGAGCUUAGUAGCGGAUGGGCUGCUCACAGCCUCAACCGCAUUCGCAACCAAAGGAUGGCACAUCUACUUUUCCGGUGUAUUAUUCCCUCUAGCGUCUGGAUUCGCGCCAGCCAGUAAAGGCGUCAUCACGGAGAUGUGUGCACCGUCAGAACGGGCGGACGCACUGCAAGCUAUGACCCUCGUCGAAAACAUCGCCAUGCUAUCAACUCUGGGCUUAUUUGGGUUCAUCUUCUCAAGCUUUGCUGGAAUUGAGAAGUCAUAUUUAACGUUCUUUUGUAACGCGGGCGUUGCAAUGGCAGCGGUGGCUGUUUUGCUGUUGUCUAGUUUCCCUCCUCCGAAUAACUUCGAGGGCACGUCUUCUUUGUGGUCAUUCUUUACCUCCGUGCAACAAGUUUUCGCUGGUGAUGUAGACGAAGAAAGUGAGAACGGAGAUGCUGACUGUCGAGACAUUAGUCUGCACCAGAUCUCCGACUUAAGCUUCGGAACCGACUGGAGGACUUCAGUCAAUGCAGCUCUCCCGCCCCAGGAGGUUGUAAACUAUUUGACUACAUCGUUUUUCGAGCACGGCCAGGCCAAUUAUUUCUGUGUUCAUCCGGAGAUAUUCUCUCGCAAACUCACGGCCUUUUAUGACGGAACGCACGAGUUUGAAGCAAGAGACUCUCGGAACUCCCGGCGAUCGAUUGAACUCAUUUCCAUCUUCUUCAUGGUCCUCGCCAUCGGCAGUCAGUUUGCGGACACUGGCAUCGCCCCGACUUCGGAGAUGUCUAUUGAAUCAAAUCGACUCCUAGUAGAAGAGGGAAUCCAUUGUCUGAAGGAUAUUUCCCGCAUCAAAGUUCCCGUCCCAGCUCCAAAUCUAGGCUGGCGCUUCUACGAGGUUUCACGCAAGCUCCUUCCAGAUAUCAUCUGCUCAUCAUCCAUGCUUUGA